Pseudopodoces humilis (Tibetan ground-tit) is the source of this 4355-nucleotide messenger RNA. It is a transcript of the gene BST1, whose product is annotated as bone marrow stromal cell antigen 1. Gene Ontology annotation, cellular component: plasma membrane. Gene Ontology annotation, molecular function: phosphorus-oxygen lyase activity; NAD+ nucleosidase activity, cyclic ADP-ribose generating. NCBI's taxonomy places the organism in Eukaryota, Metazoa, Chordata, Aves, Passeriformes, Paridae. The record is from RefSeq and is a predicted model, not a curated record. Gene Ontology annotation, biological process: positive regulation of B cell proliferation.
UCUCAGCAAGGUUUAUUUUUCCGCCUUUGUCUUGUGUACUGAGCUGUAGCUAGUAGUGAAAAUAUUAAACGUUAAGACUGCAGGUUUCCAUUUAAAUUGUAUCACUGAACUCUCCUUUUUUUCUUCUUUUUUCUUUUUUUUUCUUUUUGUUUUUGUUUUUUGGUUGGGUUUUUUUUUUUCCUUUUAAAGAAUUUGGAUUGUCAAGAAUUCAUGAUGAUGAGCCGGCUUUUUCCUCUUUUAUUUAUCUCUGUUCUAUGUAUGAACAGCUUCUCGGGAGUGCAGGGAAAGAAAUGGAAAGGUGAAGGUACUACUCAAAACCUGGAAAGUAUUGUCAUUGGAAGAUGCUAUAAUUAUAUAAGAACUGUGAACCCUGCUGUUGGUGAGAAGAAUUGUUCACAGAUAUGGGAAGCAUUUAAAAAUGCAUUUAUUAACAAGGAUCCUUGCAACAUUAUACCUAAGGAUUAUGAAUUAUUUAUCAAUCUCACAUUGCACACGAUUCCAUCUAACAAGUCUCUUUUCUGGGAAAAUAAUCAGCUACUAGUCAAUAGCUUUGCUGACAGAGGACGUCGCUACAUGUCUCUGGGUGAUACUCUGUUUGGCUUCAUUGGAGAUUUUCUGAACUGGUGUGGGCAGGCAGACAGCCCUGGACUGGACUAUGAAUCCUGCCCAACCACAUUGGAAUGUGAGAACAAUGCAGUGGAAUCUUUCUGGAGGAUGGCCUCAAUCACUUAUGCACAGCACAGUUCUGGGGUGAUACAGGUCUUGCUGAAUGGUUCUGCAGAGGGCGGAGCUUAUCCACAGCCAGGUUUUUUUGCAGAUUAUGAAAUACCUAAUCUCCAGAAAGGCAAAAUCUCACAAAUUUUCAUUUGGGUUGUGGAUGAUCUUGAAGGACCAGAUCUAGAUUCCUGUGGAAUUCAGAGUGUAAAGACAUUAGAAACCAGGCUGAAAACUCUUGGUUAUGAUGUUACUUGCACUGACAAUAACAAGUCUGUAAUGUUCUUACUCUGUCUGGAUAAUCCUGAUAAUUCUAAGUGUGCCCUUGCAUCAUCUGCACCAGCAGUACAAAGAGGACCUAUAUCUUCAGACAGAGGAGGCAGCUGGAACAAGCUCAUGUUUGUUUCUUUUGCAGGCUUUUUGUUCAGAUUUGCUUUAGUGUACUAAGUUAAUCAACUGAAUCCAUAACCUCUGUUUACCUUAGCUGGCUAUAAAUAUGGCUUCAACUAAUUUCUAACAUCAGUUUCACCCUACUUUUGGGACUGGCAAGCUUGCAUAUUAAAACCUUACAUACUAGAUACUGGCUUCUUUUAGUAUCAAAAAUUAUCCCACUUCUGCUAGGAAGCCUCACCCUUCAUUUUAUUUUCUCUUCUAGAAGAAGUUCAUUGCUAUUUCCUCUUAUCUUUAUUCUCCAGAAUUAAACUGAGAAUAAUACUUCCUGUUCACAUACUUCAGAAAGAAAAAUGAUACUAUGCCUGUCAUACAUCACCCACAGGGAUUACUUGUUUGUAAAACCAUCCUAACAUCUGACCUUGGGAACCAAGUGACUGAUUAUCUUGUUUUGGGAAGGUGAAACAUAAAUUCAAGUGUGAGAGAUCUUAGAUUGCUCACUUGAUACAAGAUGAAAUAGGUAAGACAGUGGAAAAUAAACUUAUAUUCGUAAGUGGUCCAGUACUUGGGCCAAACUUAAACUAGGGUACAGCAAGAUUCUGGCUGCAUAUUGUGCAUUGCACACAAUAUUUUAUCAUAUAAUAUCAAUUGCUUCAUCAUCCACACAGCUGUUCCUCAGCUGGCUGUUUCCUGGACACUGGAUAGCAAAUAGUCAGAAAUACCAGGUCUAGAAAGUUCCACAGUUUUUCCACCAUGAUGUGAUUUAUGGUAUAUCAAAUUCAGAGAAGAACCUGCCAAGUCAGACAUUGGCCUGCUUGCAGUGAACUCGGAUAGCAGGGUUCAGAACACACUGAGGAGAGAGCAGAUGCCAUCCUGAAGGUUUCUUGGGUUACUUGUGUGAAUUCCAGUGCUCCAACUAGAUGCUCCUCUAAACCACCAAGAUAUCCAGCAAGAUGGCACAUAAAUCUCCAGAAAAAAAAUGGUCAUUCUACUAGAGAAUAACUUCAUGUACAUAUUUUUUGCACAUUUUGUGUUAGCUUCUGUAUUAUUUAUUUGUGUUUGUAUUGACUGGUUGCCAGGAAACUUAGAGAGGAUGUUCUGUUAUCUCAUUGAAUCUGAUUGAAGGGUCCACAAUAGAUUUAUAUCCUUUCAAUCCCUGAUCAUGUUAUAUGUUUGAAAGAUAAAAUAUUUAAAUUACGUUGUGGUUGCUUAUUUGGCUUUCUUCCCGGCCUGUAAUAAUCUUUACUUUUGGUUUUAAUGCAAAUCUCUUUACAUUGAACACAUAUUUGGGUUUGCCUAUGUCACAGGUGGGUUUAGGCUCGAGCUUGAAGGAUUUUUGUAUGUUUCAGACACAAAAAAGUACUGGAAGUACAAAAGUACUGAAAUCAGAAGUAAUAGGCCUUGAAAAUCUGAGCUGUAUUAUGCCUCAAAAUUGUUCCCUAUCUGUGCUGUAACUUUAGUCCUUUGAUUAGUUCCUUGAACAUCCUAUUCAUUUUUAUUGUUUUUUUUAUCAUGUAUUAUUUUUUACAGCGGUCAUCAGAGUAGUAAGAAAGGUAUCUGUAACACAGUCACAUCUCAGCUAAAGCCAAGCAAUUUUGAUCCAUCUUCUAUUUGCCCACAACAGAUCCUAUCACGACACAUUUUGGGCCACAGGCUGUAGAGAGUGUGUGUGAGGCUCUCAGGUGUUCCAGCCAUCUCCAGGCUGGUGUGUCCUACUUACUGACCUGUGUGUGACAGUGUGUGUGAGAUCCAGAGAACAGCUUCAUACCAUUAACCAGCCAUGUGCCUCUUAAGCAACUUCCAACCACAAACCAAGCAUCCCAGCUGGCCAACUUUUGCUUUCCAGCUUAUGAAAGCUUUCCAGCCUCUGCAUGUAAUUGACUCCAGAAGCACAAUCAGUGAUGGCAGUUACGGUACCAAACACUCGUAGAAAGUGCUAAAUAAUUCUGUAUUGAAAAAGAAAAAUAAUUAAAAUACAUAGUAAAAUGCUACAAUUCAAACAACUGAGGUUAUUUAAUGCAUAACCUUAUGUCAAGAACAACACACCUCUUGCAGUGUUUUCUUAUUUCUAAUAUUCUUUAUUCUUCCCAUUACUUCAACUCAGUAGCAAAGACAGCAAUUUCUUUUCUAAUACCUGUUCAGUAAAGUGUCUCACACUUGCUUAAAAAACUUGGAAAGAUCUGUAAAGAUUUUUAGCUAACCAACUAAUAUAGCUAAUAAAAAAGAGCAACAAGGCAAGGUUCUAGAUGCAUAGGUUUCCUGAGAUCUUAGAGGCAGCAGAUUUCAAGCUGAGUGUGAAUCAUUUGUUCUGACUUUAACAUAAUGGUUUUAAUCUGUGCAAAAGAACAGUGGGACUGGCGUCUCAGAAGCUGUGGGGCAGAAGUGUCAUCAAAGCAAGAAACAAUAAAGUAAUUUGUUAAUCCCAGAGGGAGGGAGAGACAGGAACAUGUCUUUUUAUAAUUUCUACAUCCAUGAGGAUGUGGUGAAUAGUAUUAUUUACAGUUAUAUGUUACACUGAAGUGGUGACAAUCAGCCAGAUGAGCCUGUGCUGUUUUAAACACUCAGAGAAUACUCUGAUUAGAAAUGUCUCAUGUAAGAGCUGUGCCAAUGUGGAGAAAUUGUACUGUCCAAAAGGCAUCUGCCCUUUUCCUUAAACUCAUUCAAGCCUGGGGAAGUUCACAAAUAUAGAUUCAACCUGUUUUAACCAUUCAUAGAUGUACUAGCAGUAUUAUAAAAACAGCUGUCUCCAGAUGUGAUUUUGAGGGAGAAAAUGUUUCAGAUGAAAACAAUAUGUAUAUCACUUAAUUUGAGUUCUGUUGGAUGCCAAAAUCCUGUGUAAAUCUAUUAACAGCCAACUACUUAUGGCAAAUGAAAAUAUAAUGUACAAGAACAUUACAAGGUGUUCUGCAUCUCUGCAGAUAGACCUGUGGAAGCUACUGAGAUUGAGGUAGUAUUUCCUGCUGUGCCCAUUUUGUGAACUACUUAAGAACUCUGUUAUCUGACAUUCUUCAUUCUUAUAUAGAAGUAAAUAUAAUCUCCCCUCCUACUAACCUACUUUUUCUUUCUGCUACAUGCAUUUCAGUCAUUGUAUCUGACAGAGGCUGAACUCUAAUUCAGAGUAGUUCCUUUUUCCAGCUUGUGUGUGCAUGCACACAUAAGCAUCUGAUCACACCUGCUCUGCCUAUUUUUAAAUGCAAACUCUUGAGUGCUCUGGAGUAAAAAGUUAUCAGAAUAAAGCGUGGACAACUUGA